AUGCGACACCUGGACGUGGUGAACCGCACGGCAGAGCUAGCGCAGGUGUUUGGAAUCGACUUCUUCUCGGUGCUAUCAAGGGGCUCUCAGUACCGAGUCGAGUCAAUGAUGCUGCGACUCGUACACUCCCAGAACUACCUGCUAAUUUCGCCCUCUCGCAUGCAGGUAUCCUCCCAGCCCGCCCCAGCGUGCAUCCCUCUAGUGAUGGAGCCAGAGUGUCGCUACUACACCAGCCCCGUUGUAGUCCUGGACUUCCACUCGCUCUACCCCUCCAUGCUCAUCGCCCACAACCUCUGCUUCUCCUCCUGCCUCGGCCGCAUCCCGCCCCCCUCCUCCUCUGCUGCUGGCGGUGCUGCUGCUGGUGGUGGUGGUGGUGCUGCUGCUGCUGCUGCUGCUGACUGA
This is a messenger RNA of Closterium sp. Yama58-4, 402 nucleotides long. NCBI's taxonomy places the organism in Eukaryota, Viridiplantae, Streptophyta, Zygnematophyceae, Desmidiales, Closteriaceae. The record is from the annotation of a GenBank genome assembly.